UGUGGUGUUUAGUUAGAUAUGCAAAUAAUGUUCAAACCAGUUAGUGUUGAGAUUGUAUCAUAGGUUGUGCUGCGAUUUAUCGUGCUUGGUGUGUCAGUUUUAUGUGUCAUGUAACCAUGUUCUUUAAAAAGGCUGCACAUGUUUGCUAAACACAUGUUUGCUAAACUCUUUUUUUUUUUUUUAUCUGAAGGAAGAAAUAUGAUGUAUGUAAAUGUUUGAAAUUUCUCAAAUGUUUGUUCAUUUCUUAUAUCUAUUUGAUAUUUUCUUGUUUUGAACAGCCUGGGCACAUCAUAUUCUAACACACAAAUGACCACACCUCAAUUCCAUAAAGAGCAUUUAUAGGAAAUCAUAAUACCUCAAAGCCAGGUGUUUUCCUCACCCUUUGUUUCCUGCAAGAGCAAGUUAAUCCACUUUCAGUUUUGGAGUAUAAAUUAUGUUCGUAACCAGCUGCAACAGAAAGAACACAGACAUCACAAUCAGAACUUAUUCUCGGUGUCUUUAAGAGAGUACAUUUGAUAUUUCAGAAAAUUUGUAACAACCAACAAAUUUAUGGUGAAGAAAUAUGGCCUCUGACACAGAUGACACAGACGAAAUGCAAGACUGUGGCUCAGGAUCAGCACGGACCGAGUCGAGCCAGCUCAAAGAUGAUCUUCUUUCAUUUUUGAAAACUCUGGGACUUGAAAAGUAUUACCCACACAAACUAACUCUGAGGUCUUUGCUGGAGAUCAACAGUGCCAGUGUAUCUGAUGAAGAGGUUCACUCACUGCAAGCUAUGCCAUUGGCUUUCCUACGCAAGUUACUGAUGGUUAAUUCAAAUUCAAGAUCUUUACUAUCUGCACCUGAUGAAAAUAAUGAAACAGAUGACUUGUUUGGUGAGCAGGACAAUGAUGGUAUUCCAAAUCUUCUAGAUCUCUACACUGCCCUCUUUGUUUGUGCAGACAGUUUCCUCCAGCAAGAAAUGGCACUUAAAAUGUCAAUGUGCCAGUUUGCAGUCCCCUUUCUGUUACAUCAAGGAGUACAUAAUCAAUGCACUCUUAUGUUAUGGGCUCUUAGAGGUAUCCUGAAAGAAUGGCGUCCACAUUCACUGUCAGAAUCAAAAGGGUUUAUUGAAGACAGUGUUGUUCAUGCAAACAUUCCCUUCAUAUCAUUUGUGAGGCUAAGCAACUGCAGCUUGUCUAAAUCCCACAUUUUGAACCAAGUGCUUAACAAUUCACAGCAGUACCAUGAUUUCUUUUCUCAUCGAGAAAUGAUUGGAGGAUCUGCACCCAGGGUAAUCGCUAAUGGCAUGGUUGAAAUAUGCUGGAGUCUGCCAUGUGGGAAAAAGAACAUCGAUGUCUUUCCUGAACCAGUGGCUAUUGUUAAUUUAAGAGGAGAUGCUUGCACUUUUGAAACACAAUUCAGUUUCCUUACACAGGUAUCAACAGCUAUCUUUGUGUUCCUGGACAGUGUUGACAAAAAUGAGCUAAGUCUGAUUGCCUCUUUAAAAGGAAUUAAGUCCAAAAUCUUUCUUGUGGUCAACUCUCAUAGAAAUAUGAGCCAGAAUGUGAAGUCAUCUAUUGACGCAGCAGUUGAUACUCUGCAGUUGAAAAGACAACAAAUAAUUGUGAAAAGUCAAAAAGUGAAUUUGGCCAAUUUCUCAAUUAUGAUCAGUUCUGCCAUUAAAAAAUUGCUAGGUGAGCACAACCACACAUCAUGUGAAAUCAACACUAUGAAGGCAGUUGCUCAAGAAUUAGGUCUUGCCAUUGAUGAAAGUGAAAAUAGAGCCUGUGGAUCAGCAGAGAAAACAGCAGAGAAAAUCAUGAAAAGUAUUGGAGUUCGUCAAAUAGUGGAAUAUAAAAAGACACGGCUGCCACUGCAAGGUGAAAACUGGAAAAGAUUGGCUCAGAUAGAAAAAGAGCAAUGCCGAUUACAACAUGCAGGGGACUUGAGUUUGGAGGUGUAUAAGGUUCGACUUCAAAAAGAAAAAGAUGAAAUUCAGAACAAACAAAACCAGUAUAAGAUGACAGAAACAAUGGAUAUAUUAAUAAAGGCACUGUCAAACUCUGAUGAGCGAGACUUCUUUCUCAGAUGGCUGGGACUAAAGCUGGACAUGCGAUCACGCAAACACAUGUCAAACCUUCGUCACAAGUACAUAGAGUGUGAACAAAAGAAGGACAAAGAUGGUAUAGCUCGAUUAGACCAGGAGCUUCUUGAUUGUUCUCUUGGCAUAGAGCACUACAUGAGGGAAAUGGGCCAAAUCUAUGAGGCUGCUUCAUUUGAUUCAACGAAAAUGUCUGAAAAAAUUAGCAGUCUCCCUAGUCUGGCUGCCAAAAUGCUUCUGGAUGGAUUUCCUCUUGAACUACUUGAUGGAGAUGCAUCAAAUAUCCCAGAGAAAUGGGUGAGUGAUGUUCUCAUGGAGCUUCACAGGAUGGUUGGCCAGAAGAGCCGUUUGCUGGUCAUCACUGUGUUAGGGGUUCAGAGUACAGGUAAAUCAACACUACUCAACACUAUGUUUGGAGUUCAGUUUGCAGUGAGCAGUGGACGAUGCACACGUGGAGCAUUCAUGAUUUUCCAUCCUGUGGGUGAAGACUUGAAGGAGGAAUUACUUUGUGACUUUGUCCUUCUGAUUGAUACAGAGGGUUUGAAAUCACCAGCACUGGCACAACUGGAAGACAGUUAUGAACAUGACAAUGAAUUGGCCACAUUUGUGAUUGGUCUGAGUGAUGUAACCAUCAUCAAUAUAGCAAUGGAGAAUUCCACAGAGAUGAAGGACAUCUUACAGAUAGCAGUUCAUGCUUUUUUACGGAUGAAGGAAAUUGGUAAAAAAGCAGUCUGCCAUUUUGUUCACCAAAAUGUUGCUGUUGUAUCUGCACAUGAAAAAGGCAUGACAGACCGAAAAAACCUCUUGGACCAACUAAAUGAGAUGACAGUGAUUGCAGCUGAAAUGGAAAAGCAGCCUACUGUGAAGAAAUUCACAGAUGUCUUGGAUUAUGAUGUGGAAAAGAAUAACUGGUAUAUACCAGGCCUAUGGCAUGGCACACCACCAAUGGCACCAGUUAAUACAGGCUACAGUGUAGCUGUACUUGAGUUAAAAAAAAAACUCUUGGAGAUGCUUAAAGCAAGAAAAGAUGAACAACUCUCCCAGAUCCCAGAGUUCCUGCACUGGAUGAAUAGCCUAUGGAGAGCAGUGAAAUUUGAGAACUUCAUAUUUAGUUUCAGAAAUGUUCUUGUGGCCCAUACCUAUGACAACCUUUGUAAAGAGUUUUCAGAGUGGGAGUGGUCUUUCAAAAGACAUAUCUACUCUUUGCUAAGUAGUGCAGAAGUUAAAAUUUCUAACACUGAAAGCAAUUGUAUUCAUGAGGUUGUUGAACCACUUAAACAAAAUUUAGAUACAGAGAUCAUGCUUCAGACAAAAGGAAUUACUGACAAAUUGAAAGACUACUACAAAAAGAAAGACUGUAAUGUGCAUUUGGUGGAAAGGUACAAAGCUGAUUUUAUGAAUAGCAUUAAAUCUCUGGAGACUGAAAUGAAGCUUGAAGUGAGAAAGAAAUUAGAAGCUGCUGCUGAAAAGAGGAGAAACAAGGAGAAAGUAGAAGAAAUACAAAAUAAGCAAGCUGCUAUGAUUGAGUGUCAAGUUCGGCAGUUACUGCAGAAUUACAAAGAUCGUAACGAUGCAGUGUCUGAUGAUGACCUCAAAGCUGAAUUUGAGAGAAUGUGGAAUAGAGAAGUGGCAAACAUCACUUGUCCAAAAGAAAGGGAUGUUCCUGCUGAUGUUUUAAAGCAACUGCGAGCAAGUUUAGUCAAUCGCAAUGUCAAUGAGGAUUUGCACAAAGUUCAUGAUUUGACACAGUAUGGACGAGAAGAAUUCCAGGUUGAAGAGAAACAUGUAAAACUGUCUAAGAAAAUAAAAGGAUUUUUUAUUCACAAUAAUGCAAAGCAAGCUCUAGAGAUUAUUGCAGUUGAUGUCAUUAACAGUUGUAGAAGUAUGAUUGAACAGUUCACACAAUCCAAAAGUGAUUACCAAGAGACAUUUACAAAAGAUGUGCUUGAUAAAAUUGAUGAACACCUUAAUAAAGCAGGCUUCAAAUUCAAUACCAUAUUUGAAUUUGACCUGAAAUUGCACAUUUGUGGCAUUGCCUCUCGGAAAUUCCUUGAUAUGCACAGGAAGUAUAUCACUGAGCAAGAUCCAUUAAAUCAUGUACAGAAAUUUAAGAGGCAGUAUCUCUCUGAUUUCAUUGAUUUGUACAGAGAGAGGGACCAGUGCCAGAGUAAAUCACAAGACUUCACUCAGCUCUGUCUCAAGCCAGCAGUGAUCCAAUACAUCAACCAGUCCCUCGGACCUGACAUUGUUGAUGCAGUUUUGGAACAUAAGUCUACUGAGUAUAGUUCACGAGCACUGUUUCAGUACACCAUCCUGAAGGAACUACUGGAAAAAUCCAACUUCAGUGACUUUGUAGAGUAUAUUUUACAUUAUGAGAAUUAUGUCAAAGACUGGAUAUACAAUCACAUCAUUAAAUGCUUCUACAAAGACAUAUCUUUGCAAGAAUUGAAAAUGAAGAAGCUGGACAGAGUAGUUAAAAAGAUCACUAAAGCAGUAGAAGCAUCUAAGCUUGAAGCCAAUGGGUCUCCUUUGCCCAAUAAUGCAGAAGGUACCACAAUGUUUAUCCAGAACCUUUGCAAAGCUAUGAGUGAUGUCAUCUCAAUAUCCAUGAGCACAGUGGAGAGGGUCCUGUUUCAGAACUCAAGCCUCUGUGACCCAUUCAUCAAAAGUCUCUAUAAAUGUAUUAAUGAUCUAAAACAGCAAAUAUCAAAGGAGAUCUCAGGUUCAGUGGAUAUCAUUGAGACACUGAAAAAUGUGUCAGUAAAACCCCAAGAAGAGCUUUUCAAGAGGGUGUUUGGAUGUGGGAUGGAGUGUCCCUUUUGCAAAACACCAUGUGAGGCAGGGGGAGUGAAACAUCAGCUACACUUUGCAGCUGUACACAGACCACAAGGACUUGCCAUGUACUCAGAUUUGGAUUCUGGUUUCCUUUUUGAGGAAAUUUGUACAUCUAGCGUACAUGGAAACGGGACAUUUAUAAAUUAUGAUACAAAUUUCCAACGUCAUCCGUACAAAGACUACCAGACCUACUACCCAGACUGGCAUAUCGCACCUGACAUGUCUAUAGAGGCCUCAGACUACUGGAAGUAUGUGCUGGUGACAUUCAAUAAGCAAUUUGCUGAACGGUCUGAAGCAAAUCCAGCUGUGUAUCCAGGUGCAUGGAAUAAAAUCACAAAGGAAAAGGCUCUUAGUAGUCUGAAAUCUACCUUAAAUAUGAAUAUGAAACCUUAAAUAUGAAAGUUUGUUUGUAGAGAGUCCAAACACAUUAAAUAGUGCUGAAAAAAUUAAUUGUUGCUAAUUUGCCCUUUUGAAUCCGUUUGGAAAUUGAGUGGAGAAAAAUGUCAGUUAAGUUUUGGUAAUCAUUAUUACUAAAAUAUAGAAUCAAUCUUAAUAGCAACGAGACUUAGUCAAUUAAAUAUUGUGAAAUAAAAAUAGAUUGUGUGUAAUAACUCACAAUAAAUUAACAAAGCAAUUAAAUCUAAAAUAGAAUAAUGAGCACACAUGUGAUGGUUUGUAUUGUAUUUGAAUGUAUUUGUUAUUUUACCGUCAUAAUUAUAUUUAUUAAUUACUUUGUUCCAAAAUACAUAUUGUAACGGCAAGGCCAGUUCUUUUGAUUUUGAGAUUAAACUUUUAUUUCCUGAUAUUUACAUCUAAAUGUGUUCAACAACUUAGAACAUGACAUUCCAGACCACUCAAUUUUAGGUGAGCAAAAGUAUAGGAACUGAUAGCCUUAAAGUAAAUGAAAGUAAAUAAUGCUUAAUCUUUGGUUGCAUAGCUCGUUUGCAAUAAAUGUAGCAAGCAGGCUUGUACUGAUGCUUCUUUCUGUUUUUGUUUGUUUUGGGGGAUUUCUCCCUUCAGUCUCUUCUUCAAAAGGUGAAAUGCAUGCUCAAUUGGGUUAAGGUCUUAUGAUUGACUUGACCAGUCUAAAACCUUUGACUUUUUUCCCCUGAUGUCCUUUGUUGUGUUAGCAUUGUGUUUUGGGUCAUUGUCUUGAUGCAUGAUGUUAUU
Molecule: messenger RNA, 6085 nt
Organism: Ictalurus furcatus (blue catfish)
Lineage: Eukaryota; Metazoa; Chordata; Actinopteri; Siluriformes; Ictaluridae
Product: up-regulator of cell proliferation-like
Exons: 4
Coding region: 563-5308 (1581 amino acids)
Molecular function (GO): GTP binding
Source: RefSeq, a predicted model, not a curated record